AUUGUAAUCAUAUAUCCGUAUUCAUCGAGAUGCCCAACAACAGGAAGAUUACAAAAAAGACAAUCAAGGGAAAGGAAGGCCUCCAUCCGGGAUCACGAAAGGCUGCCCAGCUUACGCGGGUCCAGCUGAGGGUCGAGAAGCUCAAGGGAAAUAACAAGGCAAGAAAAGAUCAUGUUUCUGCGAAGGUCCAGCGGCCACUCUUCUUCAUCCACUCCCUCUCCUCCCCAAACCCGCUUACCCUCCCUUCCCUCAAAGCACUCAUAACGGAAGUGUAUCUCAAGCGACAUGAUCCCCGCAUUGAAGAGCUUACACGAGAACGGAGGCCAGGGAGACCAAAGCCGAAGGAGUUGCUGGAUUUGGAGGAGGUCAAAAAAAGGGAAACUGGAGAGUAUGAGACAGGAAUGGAGGUCCCAGACCUAACCCAUCCCCCAACGACCCUUCUCAUCCACUCAUGGCUCAGUUCUCCCAACCCGCCUUCUAUCGACCAUUCACACAUUGACCUCCUUCGACAUAUACGUGUAUCCCCUCAUGGGGAGGUAUUGCUUACAAAGGAAGGGAGAACAGAAGAGAUGGGUUUGGGGAAUUGGAAGGGAGAGGGAGAGGGAGAUGAUUGGACUACUUUUUUGGAAGGGGUGAGCACGGAGAAACAGGGGCAAGAGAUGGAGGAGUAAAGAUGCUAAGGAGGAGUAGGUGUUGGGGGGUUGUUGAGUUAUAGAUGGUUAUUUUUGAACAUUAUAACCCUCAUCUUCGCUUAUGUAUGUAUUAUACGUUCGUCUC
This is a messenger RNA of Cryptococcus deneoformans JEC21, 777 nucleotides long. RefSeq lists its product as hypothetical. Gene Ontology annotation, cellular component: nucleus. NCBI's taxonomy places the organism in Eukaryota, Fungi, Basidiomycota, Tremellomycetes, Tremellales, Cryptococcaceae. The coding region runs from base 30 to 671 and encodes 213 amino acids. The transcript is spliced from 3 exons. The record is from RefSeq and is a predicted model, not a curated record.